GAGGGAAAUCUGGAUGGUUGAACUGGGUGCAGGGGGAAAUGACAAAAAAGUUUGGGAACCACUGCCCUAGAUAGAUAGGUAGGUAGGUAUUUCAUUUAUUCCUGGGGGCCCCCUGGUGGCUUGGGGACCCUAGGCAAUCGCCUAAUGCGCCUAUAGCUAGAAACGACCCUGCUCUAAAGGAGAAACUGAUUACUCUCAUUGAAUAUUAAAAACUCCGCCGCACCUCAGCAUGUUGGCUGUCGCUUAGCAACCAUGUGGCAGCGCAUAAACAAACACAUUUCCUUUCGGAUUCUUGUUGCUGCUAGUCGAUGUCGGAAAUCAAAUCGACUUAGAUGCAUGAGUAUCUUUGUCAUUUAUGUGAAAAUCAAAUCAGGUGGUUACCUGACAGCAUUACACGCACACAAGUAAUGGUGCGGUUCCCUGCGGCGUGGUGCUCCUCCAUGCGGCAGUGACAUUCCUGUGUGGGACUCGCCACACACUGGACGACUACAUGCGAUGGGAAGCCGCUUAGGUGACUUACUAUUGCAUAAUUACAUUUCUUGCACUGUGCACAAAAUUCGUUGUAACAAAACAUUGAUAAACUGUAAAAAUACAGUACAUUCAAUGAAGAGGCAAUAGUCAAUGAACAUUUUCUAACACAAGGAGCAAACCAUUAUAUCUAAGCCUCAAGGCUUCUUCACACCUGUAACUUCCUGACAUGCCGUGACUACCGUGUCUUCCUGAGAGGGACCAAGGAGUGAGCUGCCUCCAUGGAUAACAUAAUUCGUGCCAAGUGUCUCGUUCUCGGUGAGUCUGUGUCGGUGACAGCACUGUGGGCAAGACAGCAAUGCUGCACACCUUCAUGACAGAGAACAGCCAGUUUUCAAAGAAUUACAACAUGACUCUUGGGGUGGACAUUGUGACCAAGUUGAUCCGUGUGCCAGACACUCAGGCCAGUGUGGAGAUGUACCUCUAUGACUGCUCUGGUAAAGAGUUCUACAGAGGCCUCGUCAAGAAGAUGAGCAGCCACCCUUCACUCCUGCUGCUGAUGUAUGACGUCACCUCGGAAAACUCUUUCAACUUGCUCAAUGACUUUUAUGAGAUGGUAAAAGCAGAAGCACAAGGAGAGACAUUAAAGGGUGUGCUUUUUGCCAACAAGACAGACCUUGCAGCUCGACGGGUCAUCAGCCCAAAAAUGGGUCGAGAUGCAGCACAGAGAUUUGGACUGCUUUACUUUGAGGGAUCAGCUAAAGAACAACAGGGGAUUGAAGAACCAUUUUUCUUCCUGGUCAAUGAGUGGUUCAAGACUUACACAGACAAGACCCAAGCUCUCAAGGUGCUCACAUGAAAACUUACAAUGAUUAAGGAAGCAAGCAGUGCACAGCAACACCCAAAGGCAGUCACCCUGAGUGCCUUAAGUCUCCUGUUCUGUCAUCCACAACCUUGGCACUAUCACAUGCCAAUACAUCUCACCUUCCAUGGCCACCGACUGUGAAAACUUCACUGUACAUGCACUAAGUUGCUCUCCUGGAGAUAUUUAAGAAGGAAAGAGCAACUAAUAUUUUUGGUGUUACAUAGUAGAUAACUUUAUAGAAUAUAAUUACCCUCUCUCAACUGAAAACUCUAUGGUUAGAUAUCAAUACAACACAAACGUGAGCCAAGUCUGUCAGUCUGUCAAAUGACUCUUUCCACCUGUCUUGUUGUCAAUGCCAUUCAUGAUUAGUCUAAUGUAAAUUAGAUUUCUAUAAUGGCAUAGUAAGUCACAUAUGCAUGCUAGCAUCAUAUUUAAUAAAGUAUGCCUUCAUGUCCUGUUUCAGGUUGCCAUGAAAUCUCCAACCCAUAGCAAUGAAUCUGACUGAUAAUGUUAGUGUGGAGGUGUCCUGUAAUAAUGUGAAGGCAAUGGAUUAAAACAGACAGUUUGGAUAAUUACAGAUCUUAAGAUUUCUGCAGUUUAUUUGUCUUCACUGCAUAUUGUUCCUCUAUACGGUUACCACAUCUAUAAAAAUUGGUCCCACAUAGCAUUGCUCAAGUGACAUUAGUGAGACUAUAAGUGUAACAUCAAAAGCUGCACCUACACAGUAAAAUCUCCCAUGGGACAGUUGUGCUUCUAAUUGUGUUAUGAGAAGCAGAUGAAAUUUAUGAAUCUUGGGGGAAGUCUGCACAAGGUGGAUGAUUCCUGCCACCAAUGAAAAUUAUAAUACUAAAUGAUGCUCAUCUCUGUAUCUGGCUGUAGCAGUACAUUGUCACAAGAACUAUAAUUCAAUUCUGCCUAUUAUUGACUUAACAAUGUUUAAAAAAAAUACUGAACAUUCUCCUCAUGAAUAGAAAAAGUAAUACAUGUUGUGCUAUAUUCAUUAAGACAAUUAGAUCAUGUGUCCCUUUUACCUGCUGGCCUUAAUGAUCAUGGGUCUCACAGGCACUAGUUAAGGGAGGUUCCUGAAGUACAAUGGACUGUUGAUCCCUCAGGUGACAAAUAAAUACUGGUGGUAAUUUUAUUGGAUUCCCUAUUUGAUGUAGUUAUAUGUACCACAUGUGGUACCCAUCCCUGCAGGAAUGAAGUUCAUACACAUAAGAUCUUAACUUGCUCCUAACAGAGUCAGGAGCAUUUGUUGUUCAAGUAUAGGUUACCAUCACUAAUUCAGCCUCACUGGAAUUUGUAGGAUGCUGGCUUUGUGAUUUUACAAGACUAGAGAGGGUAGGUUUGAGUACACUUAACUUAACAGUUAACCACCUCAUCCUAUUUUUAAAAUACAGGCAACCCCCAAUUAACGAAAGUUCACACAACAAAAUUUUGCAACAACGAACGUUUCCUUUUACUACCAUCUGCUCGUAUAAAGAACACCAAACUCGCUUUAACAAAAUUUUAUCCAGGUAAUUUUUUCCAAGUUUGAAAGCCCCGCUGUAUCACGCAAGCCGACAGGCUUUCGAAUAUACCAGUGCCUCUCAUGGACGAAAUGUGCACCACUCACUCCCCUACCCUUCCCCGCUUUUAGUUCAAAGCAAUAACAGUGUCCAGCAGCAGCUCAUCUUCCCUCGCUCAACAUGCCACCAAAACGUCCUGCAACCAGCCCAGCAAUGUCGCCAAGCAUUGCUAAGAAGACCAGGAAGUCUCUUACUCUUGAAGAGAAACUGGAUAUUAUUCACAGAUACGAGAGAGGCGAGAAAACUAAUAGCAUUGCUCACCACCAUGGCUUGACUCCAUCUACUGUCUACACUAUUUUCAAGUCAGCAGACUCUAUUAAGAAGGCUGGUGAGACUGUAUCUUCUUUGCAAG
Molecule: messenger RNA, 3253 nt
Organism: Portunus trituberculatus (swimming crab)
Lineage: Eukaryota; Metazoa; Arthropoda; Malacostraca; Decapoda; Portunidae
Product: intraflagellar transport protein 27 homolog
Exons: 6
Coding region: 827-1327 (166 amino acids)
Cellular component (GO): endosome; Golgi apparatus
Molecular function (GO): GTP binding; GTPase activity
Source: RefSeq, a predicted model, not a curated record